Molecule: messenger RNA, 825 nt
Organism: Pyrenophora tritici-repentis Pt-1C-BFP
Lineage: Eukaryota; Fungi; Ascomycota; Dothideomycetes; Pleosporales; Pleosporaceae
Source: RefSeq, a predicted model, not a curated record
AUGCAGCAUUCCAACUCGGCACCAGAGCAGCAAUCGGCGCUCCUCCGCCUCCCUAUCGAGCUCCGUCAGCUUAUCUACGGCCUUGUCCUCCCCCACACGACUACCAUCGAUGUGCGUUUGCAGCGCUCCGUAGACCCACCCCCAAAGUCCGAGUAUAAUCUGACUUGCGUCCGGCAGAAGAACGGCGAUGGGGUCUGGUGCAUGCAACGAACGUUACCGAGGACGGAUCGCGAAACAGGCAACGACAUUGUCUGGCGUCGAGGAAGCACAAACCUGCUAGCUGUGUCGCGGCAAGUGCACGAAGAGGCAGUGGACAUGCUGUAUGGAGACAACACCUUUGUGGUUGAUGUCAAGUUCGACGCCAUCAACUUUCGGUACCGGUGGCGAACGGCUAAUAACCUGACGCCAAAUCGGACGUAUCAGUUCUUGAAUCACUUCUCGCAGAGGAAUCUUCUGCGGAUCAGGAACUACAUCAUAAACGUGGAGUCGGUGGAUGAUUAUACGGGUAUGAUCAAGUACAAUUGCGGUGGGCGAGGCUUACCGGCCGGUAUACGGGGCAAGGUCCGGGAGCUGGUAGACUUGAUGGUCGUCGCGCCGGAAUUGCAUCGUUUACACAUACAUCUGAUAGACGGUGCGAUUAGUCGAGUGAGAUUUCCCAGUGGCAGAAUACAUCGGGUACAGGAUAGUAAUAAUUUUGCACAAACACAGCUGGUGCUGGAUCCUUUUAGGGCGCUGUAUGGGGUCCGAAAUACGGUUGUUAGUGGUGUUAGUAGUGAGUACAAAGAGGAUCUGGAGAAGAGUUUGGGUGCACAGAGAGAAUGGUAA